GAAACAAUUAAGGCAAUAAUGUAAUUUCGCUGACUUGAGUUGGAUCACAAAUUGAUCCCUAUUGUUUUAUUCGUACUGUGAUAUUUGAACAAGCGGAUCGUGUGGAGCUACACACUGACCAGAUAAGAAGUGGGCGUGCGGAAGGCGCAACGCGGCUGGCCCCAAGUUUCUGGUUGCGUAGAUGGUAUAUACCAACUGAGCAUACUGAAGGGAGAAGGGUACAAAGAAGAAGAAUGGGCGGAGGUAUCGUUUCUUCCAUCAUCAAGUGGACGGUGGAGAAGCUGCUUGCCUUGGCAACAACGCCAGCUUCGUCUCCGGCUGAGCCCCGGAACGAUGUCGAAGAAGAGCUAAGGAAGCUGCAGAGGACGAUGUUGAGGAUCCAAGCCAAACUUGAUGACUCGGAGGAGCAGGAUAUAAGAGAUGAGCCUGUAAGGCUAUGGUUGAGUGAGCUCAAGGAUGUCGCUUAUGACGCUCAAGACGCGGUGGAGGAGUACGAAUACCAAGUGCUGCGCGCCGAAGCAGAAAGCAGACCGAGAGGUGGCGGCCGCCACAAAGGCAAGCAUGUGGAGGUAUGCGACUACUCUAUCUCCGCUCCUUCAAGGAUUUCAUUUCCAGAGGAUUUAGCAAGUAAACUCAAGAAGAUAAGGGAGAGGUUUGAUGAGAUCACCGGAGAAUGGAAAGCCCUCCGACUGGGAAAGAAAAAACCUAGUCUUUGGGAGUUGGUGAAAGUCCCCUUACUCAAGGCUGGAGUGGGUAAAGUCAUAGUGACUACUCGGAAUGAAUGUGUUGCCAGAAUCAUGCAGACGAUGGAGCCUUUGAGCUUGAACAUCUUAUCAUUCGACAAAUGCUGGAUGUUGUUCGAGAAGCUUGCCUUGGAAAGCUUAGAAUCCAGCAGCAGGCAUAACAAUUUGGUGGACAUCGGUCGGAAGAUCGUCGAGAAGUGCAAAGGCUUGCCGUUGGCGGUGAAGGUAAUUGCACGUGCUCUGAGUUACGAAGAUGAUGAAGGGAAAUGGAUGGAUAUCUUGGAAAGCGAGCUGUGGGAAUCAGUCGAUGCAAACUUGGAGAUCUUACCGGCUCUUAAAAUAAGCUACGAUUGCUUGCCAAUAGAUCUAAAGAGGUGCUUCCGGUACCUGUCCUUAUUUCCCAAAGACACGGUUUUAUACGAGAGAUACAUUGUCCAUUUAUGGAUGUCGCAAGGUCUUCUUCGGCCUCCAAGAAGCAAGCAAGCAGAGGAUAUAGGCAGUGAUUACGUCAGAAACUUGGUGGAAAGGUCAAUUUUGCAGAUCAAGGGGAUACGUACAGGAGGACAUGCCUUGGACCCCGAGGAAGAGAAAGAGUUAGUGAUGCAUGAUCUUGUUCACGAUCUAGCACAGUCUGUUGCGCAGGGGGAAUCCCUAAGCAUAGCGGCUAACAAACUCGCAAGCAUAUUUCAGCGGGAUGGCGACAAACUUCAGAAGGUUCGCCACUUAUAUCUGGUUUUUGACGACCGGAUGGCACCCAGAGACUUGGAGGCUUUGCUGAAGCUAAAACGUCUCCGGACUCUGAUAACUGCCGUACCACAUUUUAUGGAAGCGUAUACUUUUGAGUUCAUCGAUGAAUUGUUCCACAACUUGAAAUACCUACGAGCUUUGGACUUCAGCCACACCAACAUCGCAGGGCUGCCUGAUUCAAUCGGCGACCUCAAACUACUACGCUACCUCUCCAUCGAAGGUAAUGAGACCGACAGUCUUCCAGAAUCCAUAUGCAGCCUCUACAAUUUGCAGAUUCUGAAUGUGACUGCUACAUUUGAUCUCAAGGAACUACCAAGCGGCAUAGUAAACUUGCCAAAUAUAAGGCAUCUCAUGCUAAAUGAAAGUGGCGUCGCUAUCCCUCGUGGCCUUGGAAAGUUGACGAACUUGCAAACGCUAGACUGCAUCGCAUUGAGCCCGACUAGUUGGCGUUACGAGAUAGAGGAAUUGAAGGGUUUAGUGAAUCAUAGAGGAAAACUCAUCAUUUACAAUCUCAGGUAUGUGGAUAAGUAUGUUGCUCAAACAGAAACACCUCUGAAGACAAAAGAUCGUAUCGAGUUUUUGACACUGGGCUGGUAUGAAGACGACCCUUAUGAACACGAAGGCAUGGACGACGACACGACAAAGCAGGUUCUCGAAUGCUUCCGCCCACAUCCUAACCUAAAACAGCUUAUAAUAUACGCUUACGGUGGUGCCAGAUUUACAACAUGGGUGGGGGAUUCAUCCUUCUCCAAACUAGUGAAUAUAGAGAUGGCUAUAUGCUGGAAAUGCAAUCUGCUUCCACCGUUGGGUCAACUGCCUUCUCUUAGAGUUCUUUCUAUAUAUGAUUUCCCCGGUCUCCAACGUAUUGGGCGUGAGUUUUGUGGUGUUGGUAGUGCGACAAAGGGGUUCCCCUCUCUGGAGACCUUGACGUUCUCAUGUAUAUCCAAUUGUGAAGAGUGGGAUGGAGUGGAGGCUGACGACUUUCCUUGUCUUCUCCAACUUACAAUCGAUCGUUGUCCUAAAUUGAGGAUUUUUCCUCGGCACCCAUUUUCCUCGCUGAGGAAAUUAGAAUUAAGUCAGUUUGGUGACAUCUCCGACGAUGCUCCCUACGUUUCAUUUGACGACGACACGCGUGUUUCAUCCUACCCCCCACCAGUAUUGGCUCGGUAUUUAUCAUUUCGAGGCUUUCACAGCUUUCUUGUAGAUAUGGAUCUGCCUUCACUCGAGGAGUUGAAGAUAUCACAGUGCUCAAAGUUAACGUGUGUCACGGGACUUACCAACCUCACCUCCCUGCAUUCUUUGACCAUAGAUGGUUGUCCGUAUCUACAGUUUUCUCCGACAGAGAGGUUGUCGUCCACUCUCCAGCAUCUGAAAAUUCGGAACAGUCCUUGGGUUAAGCAAUGGGAGGAGGCAAAUCAAGACACCUCAAUUUUUUCAAACACCAGAUGAUCCAAUGGCGGAAUUGGUUCUCUUUCUUCACCCAUCAGAGUCUUCAUUCUUGGGUGGCCAAAUUGAAAAUGAUCAACCGAGGUCACCUGACUACAAUCGCACGAUUGAGCCUCUGGCUCAAGC
Musa acuminata subsp. malaccensis (wild Malaysian banana) is the source of this 3062-nucleotide messenger RNA. Lineage: Eukaryota; Viridiplantae; Streptophyta; Magnoliopsida; Zingiberales; Musaceae. The record is from RefSeq and is a predicted model, not a curated record.